AGUGCGUCCAUUUGUCUGUCCGAGUGGACGGAACAUCCUGGCCCCUGAUGAGGAGCUGGAAGGGGUGUUUCUUCCUAUAUUUGCAUGUGCUGCCUCUCUCCUCCCUCCUGCUCGUCCUCUGCAGGCCUGCUGCUCUCUGCUGCAGAGUCGGGCUGCUUGACGUCACUGAAGGCUGGAGCGGCUCCUUGAUUGGAGCGCAGGAAAAAAAUGGGGAGAAGAUUGCGAGGACCUCAGGCUGGGAGACCAUGGCAGAUGAAGUGAAACGACCAGUCGGAUGUCGCCUCUCUGUGCGGUCAUGUGACUGACCUGGCUCUUCCAUUGCACAUGGGAUCCCUCUUCUUCCUGCUGAUUCCCCCGAGUUGCCCCGUUGCCACCAUGAGAGGACCAUCAAUCAGGUGCUUGACCUCUGUGCCCUCAUACUGGCGCUGCCGUUGUGCUGCAUGAGCGCCCCCUCUCCUCCGGCAGUUACUGCACGGAAUGGCCUCUCUGGACCUGCCAUACCGCUGUCCUCGCUGCGGGGAGCACAAGCGCUUCCGAAGCCUGUCGUCUUUACGUGCCCACCUGGAGUACAACCACACAUACGAGACCCUCUACGUCCUCUCCAAAUCCAACAGUGUGUGCGACGCCGCUGCUCUACUGCCCCUAGUGGCCGAGGGAGCUCUCCUCACGCCCGCCAACAACAACGACCCUUUCGAGCCACUUCGGCCUUCAGCUUUAAAGGAGCGACGUUUCCCCUGCCGUGAGCUUCCUUGUUCGGACGACCUGAGUUUGACGCCGGCUAACUCCAACACUGCAGCCCGUUAUAUUCCGAAUGUGGAGUUUCCCUUGGGGGAGAUUUUUAUGAAGAAAGCCAUGACAUCCGCAGACCCAGGUCCCCAUGGAAACCCCAGCACAGCUGUAGCGGUGGCAGCUAAUGUAGCGGCGAGCGCAGUAGAAGCAGCCUAUGAGGAAGGCCUAGCCAGGCUGAAGGCGCGGGCGUUUGAACGGCUAGAGCUGGAUGAGAGGCUGGAGAAGCUGUCUGAAGAGGUGGAGCAGAAAAUAGCGGCCCGUGUAGGCCGUCUGCAGGCAGAGCUGGAGAGGAAGAGCUCCGAGCUGGAGCGGGCCAAGCAGGAGAGCGAGCGGCUGAGCCAAGAGAAACAAGACCUGGAGGACAAGGCCUCGGAGCUUUCUCGGCAGGUGGACGUCUCUGUGGAAAUGCUAGCUAACCUCAAGCAGGAUCUGGUGAACAAGGAGGCAGAGCUGAACCACAAACAGCAGGAGGUCGCCCAGAUUGACCAAUUCCUUCAGGAGACGGCGGCGCGUGAGGCCAAUGCUAAGGUACGCUUGCAGCAGUUUAUCGAGGAGCUGCUAGACCGAGCCGACCGAGCCGAAAAACAGCUGCAGAUCAUCAGCAGCUGUGGCACCACGCCGAACGGCAGCCUGGGACGCUGCAGCCUGCAGGCCUCGAAGGGGAACGGACGCCAGAGAAACUCCAGCAUCUCUGGGAGCACAAGGGGAAUGUACCAGGUGUCAGAGAGACAUUCCUCCCCCAGCAGAGGAGCAUCCGGGAGGAUCAAGUCGGUCUCACAGGGUUCUGGAGGUUACGACAGCGACAGCGUUGAGAUGCAUCCCAUGGAGGACUGUCCCGAAGCUCAGUACUAUCACAUGCAGUGCCGGCUGGGCGAGGGGGGCUACGACCGCUCCCCUGGAUGUGGAUCAAGAAACUGGGGUCUUCGCAAACAGGCGAUCCAGAACUGGCAGCGGCGACCUUACAGGAACAGCACUGAGGGUGAGGAGGGAGACGUUUCAGACGUGGGCUCCCGAACCACCGAGUCUGAAGUGGAGAUGUGGGAGCAGGAGAGGAGAGCUGUGGCUGAAGUCCAGCAGUCUGCCGCACCUUAUCCUCUCCACAGCAGGGCGGCCUACCGCCCAAACACAGGUCGGUCUGAAGGGGUCUACAGUAAGCCAUGUCGCCAUGACAAGAGCCCGUCCAAAUCCAACGAGGUGAUCAGUCCAGAGAUCCUGAAGAUGCGUGCAGCUCUCUUCUGUAUCUUCACCUACUUGGACACCAAAACCCUGCUGAGAGCUGCUGAAGUCUGCCGCAACUGGAAGUUUGUGGCCCGUCACCCGGCGGUGUGGACCAGAGUGCUGCUAGAGAACGCUCGCAUUUCUUCCAAGUUCCUGGGCACAUUGUCUCAGUGGUGCACUCAGACACACUCUCUAAUCCUGCAAAACCUCAAACCAAGACAGCGGGGCAAAAAAGAAACCAAGGAGGAAUACCUUAAAAGCACACGUGGCUGUCUGGAAGAGGGUCUGGAGGCAUUGUUAAAGGCCACAGGAAGUAACCUGCUGAUACUGAAGAUUUCUCACUGCCCCAACCUGCUGACUGAUCGCUCUCUCUGGCUGGCCAGCUGCUACUGCCGAGCCCUGCAGGCUGUAACCUACAGGAGUGCCACAGAUCCAGUUGGACAGGAGGUGAUCUGGGCCCUUGGAGCAGGUUGCAGAGACAUCAUUUCCCUGCAGGUGGCGCCACUGCAUCCAUGCCAACAACCUGCUCGCUUUAGUAACCGAUGUCUGCAGACCAUCGGAAGAUGCUGGCCGCACCUCCGUGCUCUUGGAGUGGGAGGAGCUGGAUGUGGGAUUCAAGGACUGGCCUCACUGGCGAGGAACUGCAUGCGCCUGCAGGUGCUGGAGUUGGACCAUGUGAGUGAAAUCAACCAGGAGGUGGCAGCAGAGGUUUGCAGAGAAGGUCUGAAGGGCCUCGAGAUGCUGGUGCUCACCUCCACACCAGUCACCCCAAAAGCCCUGCUCCACUUCAACAGUGUUUGCCGCAACCUGAAGUCCAUCGUGGUUCAGAUUGGUAUAGAAGACUACUUUGAGGACCCCAACAGCCCGGAAGCUAGAAAAUUGUUUGAUGAGAUGGUUAACAAGCUGCAGGCUUUGAAAAAGAGACCUGGCUUUUCCAAAAUCCUCCAUGUGAAAGCAGACAGUCUCUGCUAACAUCUUUCGUGCAGAUUCGUCAAGUCUUGGAGAGGCGCCAUCAUGGCUCCGGUCAAUCAAAAAGACUCAGCUGUUUUGAGCCCGCUUCCUGGGGUUGAAUGCAUCUGCAGCACCAACAGAAACAACAGAAGAUCCUUAUGACGAACCAGGACCGAGGCUCAGUGUGCAUAUUCCAGAAGUACAAAUCUUGAAAAUUAGUUUGAAAUCAACAUGUCCUUAAUUUCAGUUCGACCAUUGGACUCUGCGAUGUGUCUCAAGACGAAGGAUCUGUUCUAAACUUUAAAAACUCAACAACUAUCAGAAUCCUCUUUCUCGGUCGUCUUUUGCUUUCACCAUAAAAGUGGAAUGAGUUGUCGCACAGAUCCAUUUCUUGAAAUGCCUGGACUCAGGUGGUGGCGCUGUAUUUUAACUAAGAGGAGCUUCACAGAGCACCAGAGCCAAGAACGCAUCAAAAAAAAAAGCAAACUUUCCUCCAAAGUACAUCAAAUGUUGGCAGGUUUUUUGAGAGAUCUUCAUUUCUGUCAUUCAAGGGUAAACAGGAGCUUUGUGUUGUGUCUGCGUGGAUGAGUGAAUGAAUAAAUACACUGAAUGGCUUUCAUUCAGCCUGUCCUGCACUACCGCACGCUGAAAACCGGACAAUGGACAACUGUGAACACUUACUGCUUCCACCCAGAACAGAAAUGUGCUGCAGCAGCUCUAGGCAUUGUGGAGAGAGCGACAGGCGGGACAGCCUCCCUGCAGCACACAGACCCUGACAGUCUUCUAGACACUGCAUGGCAGCGAUGCAUUUUGCCUCUUCUACCAUCCUCUGCUUCCUCAUAUGAACAAAAAACCAUGUCACAAAUCUGGAUUCGGUGUUUUUGAUCAUUGUAGUAUCUCUGGGUCUGUUCGUCUUGAGAGAACGAGAAGCAGUAUCCGAUAUUACUGGUGCCAUUCGUGACGGUGUCUGUCCUCAUUCCAGUGAGCAUUUUCUCCGAUGUGCCAUUAUUGAAUGAAGAGGGAAGGUGUUUAGUCGCUUCGACUAACAUUGUUGGAGUUGGAUUUGAGUGUAAGCAGCUCUUAAGGUGUUGUGUUUCAUAUAGUGCAAAGUCUCCAGGUGUGUUUACAGGUGUUGUAGUGUUUGUAUGUCAUCUGAAUUUCAUACUUUACCAUACUAAACUGUGCCAUUCCUAUUUAUAGGGCUUGUCCUGACCCAGCCCUUGUACAAUCCUAAUUUAUAUUUAUCAGCUGACAUCCUCUGCCUCCCUCUGCUGGUGUUUCCAUGCACUUACAUAGCUGACACCCAGCUAGUAUGACACUUGUACCCUUUACAGGAUGGAACAAGUAUCACCUUCACUGUUUGGCAGAACUAAGAGAUCAGGUCUUCAGUGUCACCUUCAAAAUUAGGAAAUUGAUUUGGCUACAGUUUAGUGUAUGCUGCAGAAAUUCUCAACAAGUAUGAGUAGCAAUACAUGCAGUAGUGACUCUUGCUGUACACGCAUCUGUGCUGAAUUUUGCUGAUUUUAUACAUUCAGAACCACUUCAUAAUAACUACCAAUCAGUCUGUGAAAACAGUUGCAUAAUAUGUUCAGUGGCUCUGGAGGAUCUGUUGAUAAUCUCAGCUCGUAACUGAAAUCCUGGGCUUUAAAUUGUGGGUGUAGAGUGUUAAAGAUGUGGGUGUUUACCAGGCAUGCAGGGCCUAACAAAAACCUGUGUAACAGAGGAGCAGGAUCCAGUGUUUUUUUGAAACUUUUAUGCAUACUACGGACCAAAAGUCAAGAUUUCUCUCAUUCUGCUGCGCUGAUUUUUAACUCAAGUCCCCCAAACUUUAUGAAAGUGCAAUACUGAAUCACUGGAGCAGCUGUUCAAGCAGAGCUCCUGUCAGACACUCACAUGCAGUUUUAUAGUUGGUUUGAAAAUGACUCACACGACAGGCAGAACAUUAGUUUCCACGUGACACAUUUCCAGCAGAUUGCUUACCUCUGCACACCGACAACUGGCCUGCAUUAGUCAUGUGGGUUUGCUAAAAUUCAAACACAACUCACUGAUAAUCGAUGGUGUUAGCUGCUGGUUUCUGUCGCUACUUCAUCGUCCAAACUCCUCAUGAGGACUUGUGUAACUGCAUAUCGUAAUAAUGAUGUUCCAGAACAAUCGUGGAUGUCCAUAUCUUCAUGUUCUUAUCAGUAUUGCAUAUUAUUACCCUAAACUGGUACCGAUUGUCCACUCAGUUCAUUUAAAGGAAACAGGUUUGUGGGAAACUUUGCUGACACAAUAGAGAAAACACAAAGCACUUGUUGAUUUUUGAGUUUUAGACAAUCCUGCCUUCGUUAUCAGCUACUCUGUAUAUAACGUUUGUAAAAAAAAAACAAAAAACAAAUAUAUAUAUAUACACAACAAAAUCAAAGAAAAAAAUGAUCAACAUUUGAUGUUAUAUAAUACUAAGGUCAUACUUACUGAGUGGAAAAGGUGAAGUUUACAGGUCUUCGUUCUGUAAGCAUUUUUCCUCCAAAGCUGAAUGAAAGAUAAACAUAGAGAAUUAUAUUAUGUAUAACAGUAGUGUUGAAAUUACAGUUGUGUAUUAGAUACUUUAUAUUAAAUGUGCAUCAGAGUCAUAUAGAGAUGGAAAUUAUUUAAGAAGAGGAUAAAGAUGAUAAUUCAGCUAUUUAUUUCUAUAAAAAAAAGAGCGACGUGUAUAAUGUUGGCAUGUUUGUGUUCACGCAUCAAUCAUUAAGUUGCCUUCUUAACUGUUCUGCUACUGUGGCAAGAAAAUUAUUAGAUGUUUAAAGAGCUUUGAUUGCCUGCAGGUUAAUAACGUUUCUCUUUAUUUGAUCCAGUCUAUUGUUGCACUAGUGAGAAAAAAAAAGAUAUUUCAGAUGUUUAUUAUAAGAGUGUUGUUUUUAAUGUUCCGCUAUUUCUCAGUAUUUGACAAAAUAUGAUGCACUUUUUUUCCUGAACACUUUUAUCGGCCCGUCAGUCAUCUGGUUUCUGCGUGGCGAAACCUGAUGUGGUACAAAGACAAAAGAAUAUAAGGAAUUCUUCGCUCACGUGAUGGGUUCCGUGGGAGGAAAAUUUUUGGAAACGUGCUGAUAACUUACGAACUUCUACAAGUGAACAGACGUAUAGUUUGUCUCUUUUCUCUGACGCCAUCUCUCUCAUAUCUCGCAUCAGUUGGGAAGUUGAACCUGAUUCAGCUACAUUCAAGUGCUUUUUUAGGUUGCCAAUAUGACCUUAUGCUCACCUUUGUAUUUGUUAUUGUUUUACUUUUGCAUCACACUGUAAAUUUCACCCUCACAACAACGGUACAUUUGCUUUAUUGUGAAAAACAGCGUGGUGAAGGUGUGACAGAGCCUUUGUCAAGCACGCCGGAAAGCUAAUUUUUUAUUUUAUUGUGGCUUCCAUCUCUGGUUUCUGCAUCUCCAAAUGUCAGCCUGACUAAUGUCUAAUUUAUUUUAUUGAUUUAAAGUCUGAAGCAUCAUCUAUGAACCAAGGUGCUUCCUCGGUCACAUUUGUUUCUCUAUUUAUUUUUCUUCAAAUAAAGUCUCCUCUGUUGCAGUUAUACCAGUUGAUCUUAGUCUGCAAUGGAAAAACGGUGUCUGAACAUUCAUGUUACCUCUUUGUGCAUCUUUUAUGUAUGAAUGAUUGUACUCUGCCCAUUCAUCAGAACAAUAUUUUACACAUUACCUCAACACUUAACUGGGCAAUUAAGUGUGCAGUUUGUCUUUGUAAUUUUUCAUUUUAUGAUUGCCGUUGACAGGUACGCCCGGUGAUCCAUGAACUUCAUUUCAUUUUGCUCCGGCAACAAAAUGACUUAUGUUGCUGAAAAAACACUUUCCCAAAAGAUGAUCAGCCUUCUAUGAUGACUGCAAUAGAUGGAAAUGUUUUACUACUCAUUUUCACUCAUUUGUUGUCAUCAAUAAAAUUGCUUUAAAUUGUA
This is a messenger RNA of Amphiprion ocellaris (clown anemonefish), 6892 nucleotides long. It is a transcript of the gene fbxo41, whose product is annotated as F-box protein 41. The record is from RefSeq and is a predicted model, not a curated record. The coding region runs from base 478 to 2979 and encodes 833 amino acids. Gene Ontology annotation, molecular function: protein binding. The transcript has 14 exons. Lineage: Eukaryota; Metazoa; Chordata; Actinopteri; Pomacentridae.